Phaedon cochleariae (mustard beetle) is the source of this 2723-nucleotide messenger RNA. The record is from the annotation of a GenBank genome assembly. Lineage: Eukaryota; Metazoa; Arthropoda; Insecta; Coleoptera; Chrysomelidae.
UUAAUUUUGAAAAUUAACGAAUAAACCGAACUCAGUGAACCUUAUUUAUUGAAAAGUAAAACUGGACUGUGGUGUCCAAACUUUCAUUUGAAUUUCAAUUGGAGUUUGGAGCUGCUGUUUAUUUGACUGAUGAACUUUCUAGAUAUAAAUAUUAUGGAGGAAGUGAAUACGAAAAUGGUUACCAGUUUCCUGCAUGCCAGAGAUAAAAGUAUAUUAGCUUUUAACAGAGCCGAAUUGAAGAAUGUAAAAGUGAAUUUAGAAAAUAUCAUCGAUGAAAAUAGUGAAGUUACUAAUAAUAUACAAAGCUCUGAUCAGGAGGACAAAAGUAUAAGAGUGUAUUUAAGAUUGAAAGGUGGUGUGCCUUAUGAAGAUUUGUAUCAGAUAGACGGAGAUUGUUUAACUUGCAAAGUACCAGAGGGAUCUUACAGUACUAGAAAUCUCAGGUAUGGUGAAUCUAUAACAAGGACUUAUGGUUUCACGAAAAUCUUUGGCCCGGAUGUAACACAGAUUGACAUUUUCAACAAUAUUGUGAAAGCAAGGUUAUUGGGAUUUAUCAAUGGAAGAAAUUCUACACUUUUCACUUAUGGAGCCUCAGGAUCAGGUAAAACAUUCACCAUUGUUGGUACCCCAGAAGAACCAGGUUUGAUCCCCAGGGCACUGGAAUAUAUAUUCAGGACAUUACCAGAUCUUGACGAUAAACCCAAAGUUAAACCAUUAUCCAAUGGAACAACACAAGAACUUGAUGCAAAUCUACUACGCAUUGAAAAGUACAACAAAUCUGCUGUCUUAAAUGCUACCUUGAUAGACAAAACAGUUCAUGUCAAAACAUACAGACAAAUGCAAGAACGGCUGAGUUCUGAACCAGUAGCGGAAAUCGUAGACAUACCCAACGUUUCAGUAAGCAUAUGGGUCAGUUUCGCAGAAAUUUACAAUGAAAAUAUCCACGAUUUGCUGGUAUCACAUCCCAAGGGAAAACAAAGGCCCAAACUGGCUCUGGGCAAUUCCAACGACCAAAUCUACAUAAAAAAUUUGACUUCGGUGAACGUGUCAAACGGCCUAGAGGCGUACCAAAUACAGCAAUUCGGUAUCCACAACUUGAGAUACGCCUCUACGGCGAUCAACUCUCAUUCCAGCCGUUCGCACAGUAUCUUCACCAUUCAGUUGGUGCAAACCUCGGAUAUCAGCGAUGAUGUACACAUCAGCAGUUUCCAUUUCUGCGAUCUGGCCGGGUCCGAAAGAAUGAAGAAAACGAUGAAUAUGGGAGAUCGGCUGAAGGAGUCCAACAAUAUAAAUACCUCAUUAUUGGUGUUAGGCAGGUGCAUCGAAAACAUAAAAUGUCUGCAACAAUUGAAGGAUAAACGACUUAUCCCAUUCCGAGAAUCCAAACUCACCCAGUUGUUCAAGAGAGCCCUGUUAGGAUAUGAAAACAUAGAAAUGAUUGUAAACAUAAAUCCUUCGAGAGACAUGUUUGAUGAAACUCACCAUGCUCUCAACUUCUCUGCAAUAGCAAAGGAGAUUAUAGUAGAAGAACAGCCCAAGAAAACCCUGAAGAGGAAAAAUAGAUUCUCGGAAAGAAUGGAACAUAAGGAGGAAGUUGACAAUAAAGAAACGGAAAAACUAAAGUACAUGGUCUGUGAAUUGUACAACGAAAUUGAGCAGAUGAAACACGACCACGAAAAGGAAAUAGAAGACGAAAAGACUUACGUAUCAAAUUUGUACAAGAAAUAUUACGAAGAUAAACUGAAAAGGCUGGAAGCUGAAAAGGCUGCAGAAAUCGAAAUGCUGCAUGAAAAGUAUCAGCUUGAAUUAGAGAAAUACACUGACGACAGUGUCAUUAACAUAUCGAGUUCCAGUAACGAGUGCAACUCGCCUUGCACGGACCACAAAGCCGAAAGAAAGUCAUCUAUGAAAAUUCAGAUAGAUAAAUUGAAGGAAGAUGAUUUACUAAUGAAGAACGAAUUGGAAGAAAUGAAGAAGAAAGUGAAAAAAUUUUCGCUGGAAAAUGUCAAGCUGCAAGAGGAAUGCGCAAUGUGGAGGCAGGAGUACAUGGAAAAAGACGCACUCCUGAAAGACGCUCAAUCAUUACAUGCAGACUUGCAGGAAGAACUUGGAGACCUGAAAAAAGAGUUGAAGGCGUUGAGAGCGCAAUAUAUUUCGAUUGUAGAAGAAAAAGAUAGAACAGAUCAGCGACUCACGUUUAUGUAUCAAAACAGCUACAGAGAUUCCUAUGACUCGGAUGAAGAGGGAAAUACCAUUUCUCAUACCCAAAACCAGUCAACGUUCAGCCAGAGUUGCAUCAAGGAUGAAGAUAAGAAAUUUUAUUAAAUCUCUCUAACCUAACUGUGAUAAAUUCCAUUUUUUUACUAGUAUUACGUAUAUUUUUUGUUUUCGUGUUGUAGGUCUUGAGAAAGUUCACAAUGGGCCUUUCCAGUAUAUUAAAAAUCGACCCCGUUUCGCUAUAAUGUCAUGAAGGGAAGUAAAAAACGUUAUCCCUACCAUAUAUUUAUAGAAAAUACCGAACAACAAAUGAAUUAUUUGAUAUUGGAAAUGCACUUUCAAUACCUAUGAAUUCAAAGGCUAUUGAGCUGUGAUGUCAGUGUCUUCUUGCAAUUCAAUUGGUUGGAGUUGUGUCGGCUGGGAAGCACGCCGCUGUUGCCAGGUCUAUAAAAUCCUUGAAUUGAUCCUAUGUGCAAGAUGGUGCAAGGUGCAAGGAAUGUCAUGAU